Centropristis striata (black sea bass) is the source of this 3977-nucleotide messenger RNA. RefSeq names its product E3 ubiquitin-protein ligase rnf152-B. Lineage: Eukaryota; Metazoa; Chordata; Actinopteri; Perciformes; Serranidae. The transcript has a single exon. The record is from RefSeq and is a predicted model, not a curated record. The coding region runs from base 346 to 1116 and encodes 256 amino acids. Gene Ontology annotation, molecular function: ubiquitin protein ligase activity. Gene Ontology annotation, biological process: protein ubiquitination.
UCUCUCUUUCUCCCUCUCUCUCUCUUUGUGGGAUGCUCGGACUCUCUGGAUGGAUGAGCCCUCGCGUCGGAGUCACCACCAUUACAUCAUCUUUUCCCACACAGCCGAUCGCGAAAUGAGAGCUUUUUAAUAUUUAACCGGGAUCCCGAUUGUCCGGAGCGAGCAGCAGCCUCUUCAUAUCUCCACAAAGCUCCACUGUGGGACAAAAUAAAGCCACAUCAGUGAUGUCUGCGGGGAUGAUGGCGUUUCAAUGAGCGGGGAGGAGAGGAGGGGGAGAGGAGGAGAGACGUGCGCCGUCAUCAGCAUCUGUCCGCCAGCUCCCUUUGUGUUCACCGGAGAAUGUGAAUGGCGAAAGAUGACAUGGCAGAGGUAGAUUUGGCAUCAAACGGAGCGGAACCCCCCGGCGAGGCCUCCUCGGUGUUCCCCUACGAGGAGUACGAAUGCAAAAUCUGCUACAAUUAUUUCGACCUUGACCGCCGGGCUCCGAAGAUCCUAGAGUGCCUGCACACGUUUUGCGAGGAGUGCCUGAACACGCUUCAUCUCCGGGAGGAGCGGCCAUGGCGCAUCAGCUGCCCCGUCUGUCGCCACCGGACUCCGGUGCCGGAUUAUCGGAUACAAAACCUGCCCAACAACACCAAGGUGACGGAGGAUUUCCCGCUCUACAUCGACUCGGACCCCCUGCCUCAGGACGCUCUGCCGCCGUACCCUCCCCCGCUGCACCCAGCUCUCGUCGCCCUCCGCCGGGAGGAGGCGUCGGGGACGUCCAGCGUCAGCCAGGCGACCCCGUCCACCACCGUGUCCACUGCCACCACCCUCUCCCAGGACUCGGUGCGCUACGACAGCUGUCAGAGCUGCAAGAGAGUGGCGCUGACCACCGGCUGCGUCUGCGUGAUCUUCUCCUUCCUCUCCAUGCUGGUGUUGCUCUUCAUGGGCCUCAUCUUUGUGCACAGUCACAGCAUUCCCCCCUCGCCGGCGGGACCCAUUUGCUUGUCGGUAGCCAGCAUCCUGGCCAUGUUCUCCGUGGUGGUCACAUGGCUCAUCUGCUGGCUUAAAUACCGACCGGACCAUGAGACGGGCCGCUCAUCCGCCACCACUAACUCCCGGAGAAACGCCUGAUAGGGCGGCUGCUGACUAGUGAUGGAGCUGUUGUGCUGUGGCUGUGUGAUUAUGUACAUAAUACUGGCAACUCCUGCUCCCUUUACUUUUUCUAGGAAGAAAUCUCGUCCACAAUGGCCUUUCAUCAGUAUAGCAAACACCCAAAGGCCUUCAUGUUGUUUGGAGCAAUAGGCCGACAUGAUCCUUGAUAAUCUUCUCCUUAAAUUGUGCACUUGAAUUGACAGUAGGCCCAGCUGAUGGGCGUCCUGAUGACUGAACUGUAGUCAGAGACUUUAGACCCCUGCUGUUGGUCUCAGCUGUGGUUGGUUUGAAUGUGAAGUGCUUAUUUCCGACCUGUCCUGCUAAAUUAUAUGCAUAUCCCACUAUGCCACUCACUGUAUGAUAAGUGUCCAUGAUGAUCCACUCUUAUAUCUCAACAAAGCACUAUUGUAUUGUACAGAUAGUUGGCACUUCUGAGUUUCCAGCAGGUGGAUGUUGGUUUUUACGGAGGCUUGUAUUACAAAGAAGUCCACAACUGUAAAUAGUCCACAGAGGAGCUAGGUGGGGAUAGGUGUCAUCAGCUUUUCUUGACUUUGCUAACCCUUGUUGUGCUUGAACUUAACCCUGCAGGAUGGCACUGUUUCCUUUAGCACCAUGAGAAUGCACCUCCAACAGGUUUUUCAAGGGGAUUCAGAGAUAGAUUGUGAUUUUGACCCAGUGUUUGGCGAUUAUUGUGCAUGAUAGGCUCCUGAAAGGUUAAGGCAUUUUGUUCCUACUUUUUUCUUUUGUUACACAAAGGACAUUAUGUGUCCUGACUCGUGUGCCUCACCUUGUUGCUGAAUGAAGUAAAACUUCACUGUAAUCAUGAUCCAAAUCAUGCACGGGCCUCCUGCCACAGACGGUGUCCAGCUGAGGCGUUGGCAGGGAUUUCCUCUUUCUGUCACAUCAUUUACACAGUGGAAGUUAGAAACAGGGUUGUCAACAUGGAGCCGCCUCCUAAAUCUGCACCUUUUUAGACUUGUGAAAAAUGUGGGUUUAAACAUUAGAGCUCGACUGAUAUUUUCGAUUCGUAACCAAUAUAAGGGAAUAAAAUGUCAGAUACUGAUAUAUUGGCCGAUACAGUACUGUACAUGUAACAUUACCGUUACACUCCUAUUUAUGUACAAACGUAGAGGCAGAACACGCUAAGUAAAUAGUUAAAAAUUCUCUUUUUUGUUCCAGAAUCCAAGUGUUUCUUCUCUUGAUGCCAGCUGUAGUAGUUACAGUGACUUUAGGCUCUUGUCCCCGUGUUGUUGGAUGACAUUAUAGGGUUGGCAUCAUGAGAGCUUCCUCCGUCUCUCAUUCUGUGCUACUUUGCACUGGAUUGUAUUUCAGUGAGCGCUGGACCAACUAUACAAUGUUGGUUUCUAUCAAUAUAACUAAAUUACCCAAACACAUUUUUCUACAUUAUAUGUGGUUAAAAAAAAGGGGGAAAUCAUUUCAGAGCAUAUUUGACUACAUAUAUGCAGAUACAAUAUAUAUCUGUGAUUGGCUGACCGACAUAUACCAAUAUAUACCAAUAACUGAUGGAGGCUGAUAUACUGGAAUGAUAAUAAACCUUUUCUAUGUGGCUUUUUUUUUUUUUACCGAUAUGACUCUGCUAAGAGUACUCAGGAGUCUUCAACUAAGCAUUUUAUUAAAUUAUAUUUAACGUUAUUAUAUAUUAUACACACAAAAAAACUAUUCUAGAAAUUAAAACUGAGGGGGAAAUUUCUUUACAUUAAAAUAAAUAAAUAAAUAACCAAAUUAACAUCAGUACUGUAUGUUCAGUGUGAGUCAAUUACAUUUUCUAAUCUACCCAAUAUAUAUUAUAAAAAAGGUUUUCCUAUCGGUGCAGAUAUGCUGAUAUGCCUUUGAUAAGCCGAUAUCAGCUGAUAUAUCGGUCAGGCUCUAAUCUCAUCUAAUAUAUCUGUUUCUUGGCCAGGCCAGAAAUGAUGAAGGACUUCUAAAGGGAUACAUUUGGUUGCUCUGAGAUUGUCAGGAGUCAUAAUUACCUCUGGAAACUUAAAGGGGCUGAGAUCAGAAAGAGGCACAUAAGAAUGAUAAAAACACUGCAAUUUGUUUUGUUUGUAUUUCAUUUCCCUAAACUAAUAGCAAUCAGUUUAUAUUGGUUUCCCCUCAGAAAUACAUAGCGAAGCUGUAUUAAAACAGAAACACUGAACUUUUGGAAUCAAAUCAGCUUCAGACAACACAGUGUAAUCAAAAAGCCAACAGUGGGCAAGCUCCUUAUUAUGAACAUUACUGUGAACCGUUGGUGAAUUCUGUGUAUGUAAUUGUUGCUACAAUCUAUACAAUUAUUUAUUUAUUAUUCUUGAUUAUGGCAAAAUGUGAUACCUAAUUUGUGGUGCGGUGUAAGACCCUCAUUUUCACAACUGUGUGACGAUCCAGUUGCACUCCUGUGUCAUGUUCUGGCUCCCCAACCUUCCCUGUCAGCAUUCAAUGAAGAAUUUGGAGAUGAAUUGGACGGCAAAGUGGUUUAGCACUUAUAGCCCUUGCACACUCAUGGUAUCCCUACCUCACUGCAUGGGGAAAACCAACCCAAAAUAAUUCAACAUCAUUCUUAAUCCGCCCUCAUUCUGCUUGCUUCAAUCAUCCUGCUCAACCUUUUCCCAACUUUUAGAUGAUGCACUUUCACCCUCUUAUUUGACACAAGUAACGGGGUAUACCUUUGUUAAAUGUAAGCAUAUUGUAUUUAUUUCGGAGGACCUAGAAAAUGUUGUUGGUUUUUAAUGAGAAUCUGUGGUUGUUGUUAAAGUACCAAAAGUAUUUGCACAGAGAAAUGUUCUUUAUGUGCUGUUUUACAUACAUAAACACAUUUCAGUAAUAAAGGAAACAUGAAUACC